AUGUGGGAGAGAAGCAGGAUGUCGAGGGAUGGCAGGCCAGAUGAUAAAUGUGCAACAAAAGGGCAGAAAAUAAGGCUUCUUGCAAACCACUUCAAAGUUUCAGUUCACAGUGCUGAUGUAAUCUUCCACCACUACAGUGUGGAAUUGAUGUAUGAGAAUGACAAAAAUAAUAAACAAGUGGAUGGAAUGGGUGUGCGUAGAAAAGUGAUUGACAAGUUGCAGGAGAUCUAUGCCUCCGAGCUCACAAAUGUGAACUUUGCUUAUGACGGUGACAAGAGCCUAUUCACUAUUGGCGCCCUGCCGCACGUCAAGAAUGUGUACACUGUCGUAGUUGAGGAUGCUUCAUCUGCAAAGGUUGCAACGAGUAUGACCCCUGGAGAAAAUAAAAGUCCUGGGGGCAGUGACAUGAAAAGGAUGAAACGGCCGUUCCAGGUACGAAUCUUUAAAGUGGAGUUGUCCUUUGCAGGAACGGUUCCGAUGGACUCCAUUGCCCGAGUCAUUCGUGGUCAGGAAUCAGACAACUACGAGAAAGCUAUUCAAGUCCUCGACAUCAUACUGAGGCAAAACUCCGCGAAGAAGGGCUGCCUUCUGGUUCGGCAAUCCUUUUUUGACAACAGCCUUUCCAAUUCAAUUGACUUGCAUGGUGGAAUUAAGGGUUUGCAAGGAUAUCAUUCCAGCUUUCGACUUACUCAAAGUGGUCUCUCACUUAAUGUUGAUGUGUCUACAACAACAAUUGUCAGACCCGGGCCUGUCAUUGAUUUUCUCCUGUCCAACCAGGAUAUCAAGGACAUUCGUAGAAUUAACUGGGGCAAAGCUAAGGAUGUGUUAAAGAGCUUAAGGAUCAAAACCACCCACACAAAUGCUGAGUUCAAAAUUUUUGACUUGAGUGAAAAGUCUUGCUCUGAACAAACGUUCUUAUGGAAGAAAAGAAAUGGCAAUAGCUCUGAUGCAGUGGAAAUAACAGUCUAUGAAUACUUCAAGCAGCAUUGGCAUAUAGAAUUGAAACAAUCUGCUCACCUCCCCUGUUUGAAUGUGGGAAAACCAAAGCGUUCGAAUUAUCUACCAAUAGAGCUUUGCUAUCUGGUUUCACUGCAAAGGUACAAGAAGGCUCUUACUGUACUACAGAGAUCCUCGCUGGUUGAGAAAUCCCGGAAGAAUCCUAGCAAGAGGAAGUCAGAUUUAUCUUCUGCUCUGAAAUGCAGUAACUACAAUUCUGAUGCCAUGCUGAGGCGGUGCGGCAUUUUGAUAGCUUCAGAGUUUGCUCAAGUUGAUGGUAGAAUCCUUCGAGCUCCAACGUUGAAAGCUGGAAAUGAUCAAGAUCUUAUUGCACGCAAUGGGAGGUGGAACUUCAACAACAAGAAGCUCAUUGAUCCCAAGCAAGUGAAUAGAUGGGCUGCUGUUAAUUUUUCCACGCGGUGGAACGUUCAGGAUCUUGUUCAGGGCCUCAUUCGUUGUGGUGAAAUGAAGGGAAUUAAAAUUGAAUCUGCUCAUACAAUAUUUGAGGAGAAUCUUCAAAUGAGGGACCUUCCAGGGACGCCAGAGAACAGGGUGGAUAAUAUGAUGAAUCAGAUUCAUCAGAGGCUUCCUGGGCGUCCAACUUUUCUCUUAUGUGUUCUUCCAGUCAGAAAGAACUGUGACAUUUAUGGGCCUUGGAAGCGAAAAUGUCUUGUGGAAUCAGGCAUUGUUACACAAUGUAUGGCACCUGAGUAUGGGCGCACCAAACUUGAUGAUCAGUACCUCACAAAUUUACUGUUAAAGAUAAAUGCCAAGCUCGGUGGAUUGAAUCCACAACUUCAAAUUGAAAGAAACCGUGCCAUUCCUCUCGUAUCCAGAAAUCCAACCAUAAUUUUCGGUAUGGAUGUUUCCCACAGUGUUGCAAAAAAGUCCAAUAUACCAUCCGUUGCUGCUGUUGUUGGUUCCUUGGGGUGGCCUCUCAUUUCAAGAUACAGAGCUUCUGUGUGCACUCAGUCACCUAAACUAGAGAUGAUUGAUUCCUUGUUCAAGCUAGAGGGGGGUAAAGAUAAUGGCCUCAUAAGGGAGCUACUAUUAGACUUCUACAGCAGCACUAAACGGCAAAAACCAGAACAAAUCAUCAUUUUCAGGGAUGGAGUUGGUGAGGGCCAGUUUAAUCAGGUUCUGAACAUUGAGCUGGAUCAGAUGGUUAAGGCAUGCAAGUUUCUUGAUGAUAGCUGGUUCCCCAGGUUCACUGUGAUUGUUGCACAGAAGAACCACCACACAAGGUUUUUCGUGCCCAAAGGCCCCAGAGACGACAAUGUGACUAAUGUCCCUGCUGGUACUGUUGUGGACACGGGAAUCUGCCAUCCCAGGAACUACGAUUUCUACAUGUGUGCACAUGCUGGCAUGAUUGGGACAACUAGGCCAACACAUUACCAUGUGUUGCAUGAUGAGAUUGGCUUCUCUCCAGAUGACCUGCAGGAGCUCGUGCACUCCCUCUCAUAUGUGUAUCAGAAGAGCACCUCAGCCAUAUCAGUCGUUGCCCCGGUGUACUACGCGCACCUGGCGGCGGCGCAGGUCAGGCAGUUCGUCAGGUUCGACGACAUGUCGGAGGCCGCGUCGUCGGCCAGCGGCACCCCUUCGCCCCUGCCGGAGCUGCCUCGGCUGCAUGAGAAUGUCAGGUCUUCCAUGUUCUUCUGCUGAGUUUGAGCUGCGGAUCGGAUAGCUGGUUCCAUGUUCUUCUAAUGACAAUUCAGCUUGGCAUUUUCGUUCCAUGUUUGGACGCCAGACUAUGC
This is a messenger RNA of Panicum virgatum (switchgrass), 2750 nucleotides long. Its product is annotated as protein argonaute 4A-like. Gene Ontology annotation, molecular function: protein binding; RNA binding. Gene Ontology annotation, biological process: regulatory ncRNA-mediated post-transcriptional gene silencing. Gene Ontology annotation, cellular component: cytoplasm. The transcript has 23 exons. The coding region runs from base 1 to 2658 and encodes 885 amino acids. The record is from RefSeq and is a predicted model, not a curated record. NCBI's taxonomy places the organism in Eukaryota, Viridiplantae, Streptophyta, Magnoliopsida, Poales, Poaceae.